Salvia hispanica is the source of this 1401-nucleotide messenger RNA. The record is from RefSeq and is a predicted model, not a curated record. Lineage: Eukaryota; Viridiplantae; Streptophyta; Magnoliopsida; Lamiales; Lamiaceae.
GUGUGUUAUUGAAGAUUGGCACAGAAGAAGACAUAUAAAACACACACAUUUCAACAUCACCUAGCUACAGCCUACAGUACAUAUAAGGUAAUAAUGGUUUCAGUAAGCAGGUAGUGAGAUGGCGGACAUCAAAGAAGAUUGUGGAGCUCCAAACUCAGAAUCCCAACACACACAAAAACACAACCCAAAACCCAAGCGCGUCGCGUCGCUCGAUAUCUUCAGAGGCCUCACCGUCGCGUUGAUGAUCUUGGUGGAUGACGCGGGCGAAGAGUGGCCUGUUAUAGGUCAUGCCCCAUGGAAUGGCUGCACUCUUGCUGAUUUUGUUAUGCCAUUUUUCCUCUUUAUUGUGGGAAUGGCCAUUGCACUGGCGCUCAAGAGAAUACAAGGUAGGGCAGAAGCUAUCAGAAAAAUCAUUUUCAGAACUAUUAAACUUCUCUUCUGGGGCCUCCUUUUGCAAGGAGGUUAUUCACAUGCCCCUGACAAGCUAACAUAUGGGGUUGACAUGAAAAUGAUAAGGUGGUGUGGAAUUCUUCAGAGAAUAGCUCUCGCCUAUUUAUUGGUCGCUUUAGUAGAAAUCUUGACGAGAUGCUCUGUUCCGAAAGACCUAUCACCUGCUGGAAAGCUGUCUGUGUUCAAGUUAUAUAUUUGGCAUUGGAUUUUUGCAGCUUGUGUUCUGAGUGUUUAUCUGGCCGUGUUAUAUGGAAUAUAUGUUCCCGACUGGCACUUCAGGGUGAAAAAUACAGACAGUCCUGAUUUUGGGAAAGUUCUAACUGUAGCUUGCAGUGUGAGAGGGAAACUGGAUCCUCCUUGUAAUGCAGUCGGCUAUAUUGAUAGAAUUGUGCUUGGAAGCAAUCACAUGUAUCCGCAUCCAGCUUGGAAGAGAUCGAAAGCUUGCACAAUGAGCUCUCCGCACGAGGGACCUUUCCGAAGUGAGUCAACAAUGAACAAAAGAAUGAUGGCCUACUAGAGGUGAAGGGUGAUAUUGUAUGAUGAUUGGUUAAGUUGUUUUUAGGUAGGGUGGAUUCAGAAGCACAUUUUCAUCAAUGUGUGGCAUUCAAGGAGAGUCGGGACUCUGCUUUACGUUAUCUUUGCUGAGAUACUGUUUUGGGGCGUCGUUGCUGGCCUAUUGCACCGAUUCUCCAUAUACUGGAAGCUUUAGUUCUUAUCUUUUCACAAUGUGUGCAGUUCAAAACAACAAUUAUGGAUAGUUUUUAUCUGAUUCCAUUUGAUGUUAGUAGGGUUGUAUUUUUUUUGUUGUAUUUAUAGCCAUAUAUUGUUGUGAAUGGGAGAUCAAACUCCUAACCUCAUCCUUCAUACAUAAAAGUAUGUUGAUUGAGUUAUGCAAACGGUCGAUUCUCCCACUACUUAAAGAAUUCAGGUAAUACAUCGUCGUUCCCCAUA